AUGAUCUCGCGAGAACUCAACUCGACCUCUAUCCCCUGUUACUAGAGUGGUUUUUGACAGUGUGCUGCUGCAAUCAUGCUCAAAGCAAUAAACAAGACACAUCUCAGGCAGUUGGCUGGUCUGAUUCAGAGGUUUCAGAGUACUCUGGUAGUUGCCGAGCACAAUAAUGAGACACUGACCCCCAUCACCCUGAACGCCAUCACUGCUGCUACGAAACUCGGCAGUGAUGUGUCCUGUUUGGUUGCUGGAACAAACUGUGCAAAGGUUGCGGAGCAGUUGUCCAAAGUUCAAGGGGUGAAGAAAGUUCUGGUAGCCCAGCAUGAAGCCUACAAAGGUUUAUUGCCAGAGGAGCUGACGCCUCUCAUCUUGGCAACCCAGAAACAGUUCAGCUUCACACACUUCUGUGCGGGUGCGUCUGCUUUCGGAAAGAAUCUCCUUCCAAGAGUGGCUGCCAAGUUGGAUGUGGCUCCCAUUUCAGAUGUCAUUGAGAUCAAAUCUCCAGACACCUUUGUGAGGACCAUUUACGCCGGAAAUGCCCUCAGCACAGUCAAGUGCAAUGAAAGCGUCAAGGUGUUCACCGUUAGAGGCACUUCCUUUGAACCUGCGGCUGUGGAUGGAGGCGGCGCAUCUUCAGAGGAAGUCUCUCCGUCUGCCCCUGUUGGAGUCUCUGAGUGGCUGGAACAAACUCUAACCAAGAGUGACCGUCCAGAACUCACCAGUGCUAAAGUCGUGGUGUCUGGAGGUAAGAACCUCGCACUAGAACCACAAUCAUCCAUUGGAUAUUACAGGAAAGUGUCAGAAUAUUAACUAAUGCAUGUUAUAGAAUGCAUAGUUAACUCCCAAAUGCUGAAGAAAAGUACAGCGUUUCAGCUACAUUGAAAUAC
Messenger RNA from Sinocyclocheilus anshuiensis, 884 nucleotides. Its product is annotated as electron transfer flavoprotein subunit alpha, mitochondrial-like. Lineage: Eukaryota; Metazoa; Chordata; Actinopteri; Cypriniformes; Cyprinidae. The record is from RefSeq and is a predicted model, not a curated record. Gene Ontology annotation, biological process: fatty acid beta-oxidation using acyl-CoA dehydrogenase. Gene Ontology annotation, molecular function: electron transfer activity; flavin adenine dinucleotide binding. The transcript is spliced from 7 exons. Bases 76 to 807 code for a protein of 243 amino acids. Gene Ontology annotation, cellular component: mitochondrion.